AACACAGUUGCCAUGAAACGACAGGGAAGAAGAGCAGAGGCCAUGGUCGAAAUCCGCUGAAAAUUCGUUUUAUGCCGAAAUAUUCCGAACUUUCGAGAAAUUUCGUGUAAAAUUCGUUCUCAUUCUAUGAAUUUGAUCCCAUAGAUUUAGGGUUUGGGCCUUUCGUCUCUCUCAUCCCUUUCAGCCAUUAAAGGUGCUAUGUAAUCUUUCAAAGCUCUGUAAAUUUCACCUUUUUUAUUCAUUCUACCCUUAAAUUGAGGUUUUUUCAGUUCGAUUUCGCUCCAAUUUGGGGUUUGGUUUGAUUCUCUCUGGGUCUGUCCGUACAGUUGAAGCUUUUUGUGAAGCUUUCCAAUGUUUCUCUGCGUGUUGGUUCUAUGCGAUUCCGAGGUUCAUUUGGCUUCUAAAUUCGUUCUUUUGUCUUCUCCCAUAAAAUGACCUUUUGCUGAUACUCUCUGUAUUUUGGCAUAUUUUGAUGCACCUUUGCUCCUAGUUUAUGCUCUUUGGGUCCAAUUAUCUUUGACUGAAGUUGUGGUUCUUCGAGUCUUGUUCUCUCGAAUACUGAUUGAGGAGUUAAUGAAAAUGGUUGGAUCUUCUGGGAGUGAUUUAGAAGGCGGUCUUGCUGUACUUCAGUUACAAAAUUGGAGCCAUCUUCAUAUUGAUUUAUCAGAAUUCAAUGAGUUUUUUAUUUCCCCAACCAGAGAGCUAUUGCUAUUGCUCUCAUACCAAUGUGACGCAUUGUUACUUCCUCUAAUGGCUAGUGGAUUAUCAAACCGCUUGUCAUCCUCCAAAGCAGCAGCACAGGCAGAUUUAAAUAAGCCAGAUACGCUAUAUGAUACUCCAUAUGAGUCAGAUCCAAUAAACAUUCCCAAUUCUUCAUUGCCUGCAAAAAGUAGCUCUUCUUCAGCUUUUAAACAUCACCCAGUUAUUUCUGAUGUGAAAUCCUUGGCUUGGGGUUGUUGUGGCGAUGCAUACAAUCAGAACACAGAUGCUCGGUUCAAGGAGCUUCUUUUUGUGGCUGGUGAUCGUGGUGUUACAGUUCAUGCUUUCCGUUGCCUCAACCAAGAAAAUGAGACAUCUGAAUUGGUUUCUGAGGGUUUUCUUGAAGAAGGGAGGUGGGUAGAAUGGGGACCAUGGGCUUCUUCUAAUUGCAAGGCCCGUACGGAGGAGCUUGUCAGCUCUGUUUCACAAAAUGAUGGAAAUGUUUGGGGAACAAAUGCAGGCAAUGGAAACGAGGAACAAGAUUAUGGCGUGGAUCGAGAAGCGGACUAUAAUAAGUAUUCACAAAGAAAUGUAGGUUGCAAAAGAUGGUUACAAACUUUUCUUACUGAAAUUGAGACUAUUGAAUCUGGGGGCAAAUUUUUAGCUAGGUUUCCUGCAAAUUCAUCUUUCCCUUGUAUAGCUGAUGUGAUCUCCUUUAGCAUUUUGUAUCAUGCUCCAAAGUUCUUGGAUUUUUUGCAUAAUCAUGAUCCUGCUUUAAUUUCAAAGGAAAAAGAGAGGCAGGAAGUAGAUAUAAAAUCUCUUUAUAAAUGUUCCAAAGUCUUUUCCAGCUCGUCACACCGAUUAAUUGGUAUGGUGCUGACAUCAGAAGAGCCUUCUUAUGAAGACACUAGUGCAGUGGAUGAAAAGUGGAAACGUAAAGUGUUUGUGGUGGUUGCCAUGUUACAUAACUGGGGAAUACAAUGGGUUUCCUCAGUGAAACUCCAUAGUCUUUAUCAGCGAUCGAGGACCCAAUUUGAAUGGGCAGAUUUUCAACUUUCAGAUGAUUUUCUUAUUUGUCUGGAUUCAUCAGGUUUAAUCUUCAUAUGGGGUUCAACAACUGGGAAAUUGGUUACCAGCCUUGAUGUAUUGAAGAGCUGCGGAAUAAAUUCAAAACCUCAGUGUCUUGUAGAAACAGCACAGUUAUCCAUGUAUAGUGAGAAUUUUUCUUCCUCAAGACUUGAAGAACAAACUGAACAAUUUGAUGAAGUGUCCAAUGGCACUUCUCUUCGAAAAUUCAAGAAGUUGUUGGUUGCUUCGAAUUCUUUACUUCUUGCUGUCACUGAUAAAUAUGGACUGACCUACGUGAUCGCUGCUGAUGAUUAUAUUCCGGAAAAUGAUUAUAUGCAAAGUAAGCUGAUUCCAAAUUUUGAGCAUUAUGGUCUUGGUGUAUUGGCCAAUUGGAAACUUGCAGGUUCUGAUAUAGGUAGUCACAAGAUGUUUCAGUCUCAUUUGGAGUCUCAUAUAGAAGAUUCAUCGUACAAGGACGAUAUUGGAAGUAAACAGGUGGGAAAGAAAGGAAAGUGGCACAAGCCAGGUUGUGAAACUCAUUCAUAUUUGCAUGGUUUUUCUUGCAGAUCAUGGGUAAAGGGAGGUCAUCCUUCCUUCUCAGACACUUCAUUGACACCUAGCCGUAGAGUGUUUCUUCCCAUAGAAGGAUCUAAUAAAGAGGAUUCCAUCUUUUUUACUGCCCUUGGAAUCACUCGUAUUGUAAGAAAAUGCAUUGUUAAUAAUGGAAGGGGUUUUAAAAUUAUGCAUUCCUGUUUACAUUUAUCUCCAGAAGUUCUUGAUGAUAGAGGUCUAGAUACAGGCCUAUCACUAAGAAAGUUUUGUUCUUUGGAGAAGGAAUACGAGUUUGUUGGAAAAGUGAUUGGUUGCUCUUUUCAAGGAUGUGUAUAUUUUGUGUCUAAAGAUGGCCUGUUUAUUGUACUUCCAUCAAUUUCAGUUCCUUCGGAUACGCCACCUGCAGAAUAUAUAGAAUAUUGGAGACCAAUCAGCAUAAGAAACAAAGACUCUCACUUAGAACAUCUUUUGGUCAAUAGAGGUUCUAGAGACCUGCGGCAGCCUUGGCAAAUAGAAAUUUUGGAUAGAGCACUUGUUUGUGAAAGUCCAGAAGUAGUGGGUCACCUGUGUUUAGAAAAUGGAUGGGGCUUAAAAGUCGCUUGGAUACGUCGCCUGCAGUUGGCUUUGGAUUACGCGAACUAUGAUGAAAUAGAGAAGUCCUUAGAUAUGCUUAUUGGUGUGAAUGCAGCUGAGGAAGGCAUCAUGAGGUUGCUGUUUACUGUUGUGGAGAGGAUUUUUUGUAGAUCUACCAAGGAUCAUGAUCUAGCUUUGGCAUCAAGACUUCUGGCUCUAGCUGCACGCUUUGCCACUAAAAUGAUUAGGAGAUAUGGCUUACUCGAGCAUAAGAGAGAUAAAUGUACAUUCAAGGGAUCUAUGCAAUCAACAUUUUGUCAUCUGGAACCGCCACCAAUAAAGAAGAAUUCUGGAACUGCAAAUUUAGGAAGACUUCGUGAGAUGGCUCACUUUCUAGAGGUUAUUAGGAAUCUACAGAAUCGACUGGGUGUAAUGCGCAGAAGGCCGGGUACAGGGGCGGUAGAUACUGAAAAUGCAUCAGCUCUUGCACCAAUUGCUUCACAGGAUGACUUGCCUCUUCCCCAAGGUUCUGUGGUUGAGAAGAACGCAUCUGGAACUGUAUCUACAUUGGAAGCUCAAAACCCAAGAGAAGUGUUCCCUCAAACAUUUCCUGAGAGUGAGGAAUCUCUGCUAGCUUUGUCACCCUUGGAGUCGGUCUCCUCAACUAGCUACUUGGAUUCAAGAAGCUUGCAUGAACUUUUUGUCCCUUCAUCAAUGGAUGGGAGUCAGAGUAGACCAAUUAUCUCCUUUGAAAAUGCCAAGGAUAUGAUUGCAAGAUGGGAGAUGAAUAAAUUAGAUCUCAAGAGUGUUGUGAAAGAUGCCCUAAGCUCUGGUCGUCUUCCUUUGGCAGUUCUUCAGUUACACAUUCAACAUUUGAAAGAGCGGGGGUUUGAAAGAGAAACAAGGGAUAUAUUUAAUGAGGUUCAAGAUGUUGGAAGGGCUAUCGCUUAUGAUAUGUUCUGCAAGGGAGAAGCUGGAUUGGCUAUAGCCACAUUGCAAAGAUUAGGUGAGGACAUUGAAGUUAGCUUGAAGGAAUUAGUAUUUGGUACUGUGAGGAGGAACCUAAGGACGCAUAUUGCCGAGGAGUUGAAACGACUUGGAUACUUGGCGUCAUACGAAUUGAGAGUAUUGGACAGAUUAUCACUCAUUGAGAGGUUGUAUCCAAGCAGUAGCUUUUGGGGUACAUAUGUUUGUAAGCCGAAACAACUCGGUAAAGGUGUUUAUAGUGUAACUCUGGUGGAAGAAGAUAGACCCCGGCUUGUAUGUUAUCAUUCAUAUAAAGAUCAUACCAUUGAAUGUGGAGAAAUUGAUGGGGCCGUGAUUGGUUCAUGGGCAAACAUUGAUGAAAAUUUGGCUUCUGUGCAACCGUCUGAGGAAGACAACAUCCAUGCUGGCUACUGGGCUGGUGCUGCAGUUUGGUGCGAUGCCUGGGAUCAAAGAAUUGUUGACCGAAUAGUAUUGGAUCAACCAUUUCUUAUGGGAGUCCAUGUGCUGUGGGAGUCACAACUGGAAUAUUACAUGUGUCACAAUGACUGGGUGGAGGUCUCCAGACUCCUGGACACGAUUCCAAGUUCUUUAUUAGCAGAUGGGAGCCUUCAAAUCCAACUGGAUGUUUUGCACUCAUUUCAGGCGAAUGGAGAAGAUAGAAAUGUCCCAAGAUCAGCCCGACAAUCAUUUUCCUCUGAAGAGUUGGAUUCCGUUUACAUGACAGUGCCAAAUAUUAAGCUCUUCCAUUCUUCUUCUUUGAGUACAUGCUCACAGUGGUUGAGAAUGCACAUGGAACAGAAGCUAGCUAGGAAGUUAAUAUUUCUGAAGGGGUACUGGAAAGGGACUUGGGAGAUCAUGCCAUUGCUUUCCCGUGCAGGCUUCAUAGUCAACACAUCAAAAAUCUCUGUCAGGGAGGAAUCGUCUGAAAACCUUGCGGAUCUUGACUUCUCAAGUAUCAAUGAGGGUUUUGACAAAGAUGCCUUGCUAGGACUACAUAGAGUUGUUGUGCAUUAUUGUGCAGAGUAUAACUUGCCAAACCUUCUAGACCUUUAUUUGGACCAUCACAAAUUAGCUUUUGAUGAUUCUUCAAUGAGUUUGUUUCAGGAAGCUGCUGGAGACUGCAUGUGGGCAAAAUGGUUGCUGUUGUCACGGAUAAAAGGAUUUGAAUAUGAUGCAUCCUUUGCUAAUGCUCGAGCGAUUUUAUCUCACAAUUUGGUGCCUGGUAAUAACCUUUGUGCGUUAGAGAUUGAUGACAUUAUAAGGACUAUUGAUGAUAUUGCUGAAGGUGGUGGAGAAAUUGCUGCCCUGGCAACUUUGAUGUAUGCCUCAGUUCCUCUCCAGAAUUUCCUUUGUAGUGGUAGCGUAAAUAGGCACUGCAAAUCUUCAGCACAGUGUACAUUGGAAAACCUUAGACCAGGACUUCAGCACUUUCCUACAUUAUGGCACACUUUAGUGGCUGCUUGCUUUGGUCAAGAUUUGAAUCCAGGUUCCGUGGUUCCGAACAUAAGGCCUGUUUUUGGCAAGUCUGCUUUGGCAGAUUAUUUGAAUUGGCGAGAUAAACUUUUCUCCUCAUCUGGAGGCGAUACCUCAUUACUGCAGAUGCUUCCUUGUUGGGUUACCAAGGCUGUACGGAGACUAAUUCAGCUUUCCGUCCAGGGUCCCAUCGGAAGGCAAUCCUUUUCGUUUGCCAAUUCAGUUCUUGGUGUGGACUCAAAUGGAGAGUUCAGUGCUGUGUCUUGGGAAGCAGCAGUACAGAAACAUAUUGAAGAGGAACUCUAUGCUUCUUCAUUCGAGGAAAAUGGGCAUGGAAUUGAGCACCACUUGCAUCGUGGUCGUGCAUUGGCAGCUUUCCACCAUCUCCUUGGCGUACGUGCCCAGAGAAUGAGAACAGGUCAUGCUGAUCUAGAACGAAAAGGAAGUUCUACACGUGGAUCAACUAAUGUUCAGUCAGACUCCCAAAGACUUCUAACGCCAUUAACUCAAAAUGAAGAAUCCCUUCUCUCUUCGGUCAUUCCACUUGCAACUUUGCACUUUGAGGAUCCUGUUUUGGUUGCAUCUUGCGCUCUUCUCUUGGAGCUUUGUGGACAAUCUGCUAGCACACUGCGUGUCGAUGUGGCUGCUUUGCGUCGUAUUUCAUCCUUUUACAAGUCUAUGGGGGCCAAUGAGAAUCUUAAACAGUUCUCACCAAAGGAUUCUCCAUUUCAUGUUGUAUCAAAUGAAGGUGAAUUUACCCUGUCUCUUGCUCAAUCCUUAGCGGACGACUAUCUGGAUCAUGAUAAUGUUAGGCUUCUUGGAAAGCGGGCAAAAGCUCCUCUUACUCGGAGACAUUCUAGGGUUCUUGAGACUGUCCUGCAACAUUUGGAAAAAGCUAGUUUGCCUGUAAUGAUUGAUGGCCAGACUUGUGGAUCGUGGCUUUUGAGUGGCAAGGGUGAUGGAGCUGAGUUGAGAUCCCAACAAAAAGCUGCUAGCCAAUACUGGAAUUUAGUUACAACAUUUUGCCAAAUGCAUCAUCUCCCCAUCAGCACAAAGUAUCUUGCUGCCCUUGCAAAAGACAAUGACUGGGUUGGCUUUCUGACAGAAGCUCAGUUAGAGGGAUGCCAAUUUGAUGUUCUCAUUCAAGUGGCAUCAAAGGAGUUCACUGAUCCUCGCCUUAAGUGCCACAUAUUAACGGUUUUGAAAAGUAUGUCAACAAAAGCAAAAUCAAGCUCCACAACCAGCUCAGCAAGUACAGGCAAAAACAAUGGGAUAUCUACAUGUUUUGAGAGUAUGAUACCUGUGGAACUUUUUGAACUUGUUGCUGAGGCUGAGAAACAAAAAAAUUCUGGUGAAGCCCUUCUACUAAAAGCGAAAGAUUUACGUUGGUCUCUUUUGGCAAUGAUAGCAUCAUGCUUUCCAGAUGUAUCUCCGAUCACCUGUUUAACAGUUUGGCUGGAGAUAACAGCAGCAAGUGAAACUUCAUCCAUCAAGGUGAAUGACAUUUCCUCCCAGAUCACUGCUAAUGUCGCUGCAGCUGUAGAAGCAACCAAUACACUACCUAAUUGCAGCAGAGAACUAACUAUACGUUAUAAUAGAAGGAAGCCUAAAAGAAGGCGUCUGAUGGAAACAGUCAUUUCUGAGAAUACUUCUGUUAGUUCUCCUACAAGCCCCUCAUUUACUUCCCCUGCUAUUAGCUUAUCCCUAUCUCAAGGGGUCCCUGCUAAAGAGGCAAGAAAGAAACAGGCUGAUGAAAUGAUAAGUGUUAUGAGAGAUCCAGAUGAUGGUCGUGUUUCUCUGUCAAAGAUGGUUGCCAUACUUUGUGAGCAACGUUUGUUUCUUCCUUUACUGAGAGCUUUUGAGAUGUUCAUUCCUUCAUGUGUAUUGGUACCUUUUAUCCGUUCUCUCCAGGCAUUUUCACAAAUGAGACUCUCUGAAGCUUCAGCGCACCUAGCAUCGUUCUCUGCCAGGAUCAAAGAAGAGCCCCAAUACAUACACACGAAUAUACCUAAAGAUGAGCAUAUAGGGACAACAUGGAUUACUGCAACAGCUGUGAAAGCAGCAGAUGCAAUGCUUUCAACUUGCCCAUCAGCAUAUGAGAAAAGGUGCUUAUUAAAACUUCUUUCUGGUGCUGAUUUUGGAGACGGGGGAUCUGCAUCUGCACACUAUCGGCGACUUUAUUGGAAAAUUAAUUUGGCGGAGCCUUCUUUACGCCAAAAUGAUGGCUUAUGCUUGGGGGAUGAAUCCCUUGAUGAUGCUGGUUUAUUGACUGCAUUAGAGAAGAUUGGCCAUUGGGAGCAAGCUCGUACUUGGGCCCAACAAUUAGAAUUAAGUGGUCCACAGUGGAGAUCAGCUGCUCAUCAUGUGACGGAAAUGCAGGCUGAAGCAAUGGUGGCAGAGUGGAAGGAGUUUCUUUGGGAUGUUCCUGAAGAGAAAGCUGCUUUAUGGGGCCAUUGUCAAACCCUGUUCCUUAGAUAUUCAUUUCCUGGCCUACAGGCUGGUUUGUUCUUCCUUAAGCAUGCAGAUGCAGUAGAAAAGGAUAUUCCAGCUAGAGAGCUACAUGAAAUGCUUCUCCUUUCGUUACAGUGGUUAAGUGGAAGCCUAACCCAGUCCCUACCGGUUUAUCCUUUGCAUCUAUUGCGUGAAAUUGAGACUAGAGUAUGGCUUUUAGCUGUGGAAUCAGAAGCUCAGGUAAAAGCUGGCAGAGUUUUGUUUUCUUCUAGUUCCAACCAGGAUGGAAAUGAGACCAGCAUUAUUGAGAAAACGGCGAGUAUCAUUGCAAAAAUGGACAGUCAUUUACAAAUUAUGAGGACUCGAACCACAGAAAGAAGCGAGAUAAGGGAAAAUAACCAAGUGUCUCGCUAUGCACAAAUUUCAGAAACUUCAGCCAGUACCACAAAGACAAAACGAAGGGCUAAAGGCUAUCUACCAUCAAGGCGUUUCCCUACUGAUACUGCUGAUAAGAACCAAGAUAAUGAAGAUAGCUUCAGUUCUCUGCAAAGUUCUAGGAAUAACAUUGAAUUAUUCAAGAACUUUCAGUUACAAGAGGAAAAUAUUAAAUUUGAUUCCUCUGUUUCGGGAUGGGAAGAGAGGGUGGGACCUGCAGAGUUGGAAAGGGCUGUUCUCUCACUUUUAGAGUUUGGUCAAAUAACAGCAGCGAAGCAACUUCAACAAAAACUUUCUCCAUCUCAUGUUCCAACUGAAAUAGUGCUGGUAGAUGUUGCUCUUAAGCUUGCCUCCAUUUCAACUCCUGGCACUAGUGGAGAGGGAUCCUUGUGUUCUCUUGAUUCAGAUACCCUGUCAGUUAUGCAGUCAUACGAAAUACUGGAUCACAAUCAUGUGACCAAUCCAUUGCAGGCUUUAGAGACUUUAACAACAAAAUGCACUGAAGGAAGUGGCCGUGGAUUGUGUAUGAGAAUUAUCGCAGUUGUGAAAGCUGCAAAUGUGUUGGGACUUACAUUUUCUGAGGCUUUUCAGAAACGGCCUAUUGAAUUGCUUCAACUGCUUUCUCUUAAAGCACAAGAUUCCCUUGAGGAAGCCAAGCUUCUAUUACAAACCCAUUUCAUUCCUCCGUCAAGCAUUGCACGUAUUCUUGCCGAAUCUUUUUUAAAGGGUCUAUUGGCUGCACAUCGUGGAGGAUAUAUGGAUUCUCAGAAGGAGGAAGGACCUGCUCCUCUUUUGUGGAGGCUCUCUGAUUUCAUAAAGUGGGCCGACUUGUGUCCAUCUGAACCUGAAAUUGGCCAUGCCUUAAUGCGCCUAGUGAUAACUGGACAUGAUAUUCCACAUGCAUGCGAGGUCGAGCUACUCAUUUUGUCGCACCAUUUCUACAAGUCUUCUGCAUGCCUUGAUGGGGUGGAUGUCCUGGUAGCCCUUGCAGCAACCAGGGUGGAGUCUUAUGUAGCCGAAGGGGAUUUCUCAUGUUUAGCUCGUCUUGUGACUGGAGUGAGCAAUUUCCAUGCGUUGCAUUUUAUCCUUGAUAUACUGAUUGAAAAUGGACAACUCGAGCUUCUACUUCAGAAGUUUUCAGUUGCGGAUUCAACAACUGGUGCAGCUGAGGCGGUGAGAGGGUUCCGUAUGGCUGUUCUCUCAUCGUUGAAGCACUUCAAUCCUCAUGAUCUCGAUGCAUUUGCUAUGGUCUACAAUCACUUCGACAUGAAGUAUGAAACAUCCUCCUUGCUCGAGUCACGUGCACGCCGCUCACUUCAACAAUGGUUCCUCCAGCAUGACAGAGAGCGUAGUGAGGAGCUCCUCGACUCCAUGCGUUUCUAUGUUGAAGCUGCUGAGUCCUACUCCACUAUUGAUGCUGGUAACAAGACACGACAAGCAUGUGCCCAGGCCUCCCUAACCGCACUCCAGAUACGCAUGCCCGACCACAUGUGGCUCAACCUAUCUGAGACCAACGCACGCCGUGCCCUAGUCGAACAAGCCCGCUUCCCUGAAGCCCUAGCUGUGGCCGAAGCCUAUGGCCUAAACCAACCCAGCGAGUGGGUCUUAGUCAUUUGGAAUCAAAUGCUUAGACCCGACAUCAUAGAGGCCUUUUUAGAUGAAUUUGUAGCAGCAUUGCCUCUACUAGCUAGCAUGUUACUAGAGCUAGCGAGGUUUUAUAGGUCCGAGGUCACAGCUAGAGGAGAGCAAUCGCAAUUGUCAGCUUGGCUGACACCAGGUGGCUUGCCUAUAGAGUGGGCUAGGCAUUUGGGGAGGUCUUUUAGGGCGUUGUUGAAGAGGACGAGAGAUUUAAGAGUGAGAAUGCAGGUUGCGGCGGUGGCAACAGGAUUUAGGGAUGUGGUGGAGGUGUGUGCUACUGCAUUGGACCGGGUGCCGGAGUCGGCAGGGCCUUUGGUGUUGAGGAAGGGGCAUGGCGGUGCAUAUUUGCCGCUGAUGUGAUGGGGUGAUGGAGAUGAGGUCUCUCUCUAUGUGCGUGUAUGUAUAUAUGAGAUUGCUUUGGGUUUGUACCGUGUUGUAAAUUUGGAGAAGUUUUGGGGUUUUGAGGUGGUGCUAGAAGUGUACGAUGAGUGGGUUUUAUUUGUUGUACAAGGGAGUUUUUUUUUAUUCUUUUGUAGAGUAAAAAAUAUAUAUAUUUUUUGGUAUGAA
Amborella trichopoda is the source of this 10443-nucleotide messenger RNA. Its product is annotated as spatacsin carboxy-terminus protein. The record is from RefSeq and is a predicted model, not a curated record. Lineage: Eukaryota; Viridiplantae; Streptophyta; Magnoliopsida; Amborellales; Amborellaceae. Gene Ontology annotation, cellular component: cytoplasm.